AUCUUCGGCUGUUUAUUUGUAUCGAUACAUCGAUGUAUCCCAUCUCUAUUGUGAUUAAUUGUGAUUGUUCUUUCGCUAAAGGUGUCUCUUUAAAGUUUUUAUGUCAGUGUGCAAUCGCUUAAAAUAUAAGUAUAUAAAGCAAAGUUAAAUUACGUUCAGUUUCAAUGGAAAGUAUCAGCACCACUGGUCGACGGAGGAACAACAUGCGAAUCAAUGCCGAAGAUAAUGCACUGGAUCAAAUUACAAAAGAGGCGGAGGCGCGACUUGCAGCUCGUCGACAAGCGCGUGCUGAAGCCCGGGAGAUUCGAAUGAAAGAGCUCGAGCGACAGCAAAAGGAGCAGGAAAUAACCGCUGACCGCGUAUUUGAUAUGCAAAACGCCACUACAGUGGGCAGCGAAAACCUUUCGACGCAUCCCGUACGCCUCGUCUACGGCGGACUCUUAAACGUAACCCGUGCAUCAGCAUCCCGCCGAAGUAGCGAGGAUUCCGUGGAAGAAGAAGGCAGGAGUUUUCGCGACUUCAAGCACGAGCUUAAGGAUGUUGAGGAGCGGUUUCGGAAGGCCAUGAUAACGAAUGCCCAAUUGGACAACGAUCGGGCCUCGCAGGCUUACGAGGUCAAGUUGCUCAAGGACAAAUGCGAAAUAAUGGAGGAGUCGUAUGCACAAUUGCAGCGCGAGUUCAAGGAGAAGAUGCGUGACUGCAAUGCCCUUAAACGGAAUCUAGAUCGGGCGAAUCUUGAGCUUAAGCUAGUACAAGGACAGUUAAAUGAACGCGAUUCAUUGAUAGCUGAACAGGGCCUUCUUAUAGUGGCAGUUGAAAAUGCCGAUGGCAGCGAUGCCAAAAGAGCUCUAGUGAGUGUCGAAAACGCUAAAGUUUUGGCGUCCGUUCAGGGUUCUUUAGAUGUAAGACUUAAAAAGUUCAGUGACGAAAAACAGCGACUGUUAUCCGAGGUGCAAAAGCUUCACGAACAGCUUGAGGAGUACAAAAGUGAUGGAGGUACUGGUCGUCGCAGUCUUUCCCAAGGUUCCUUCGGCGACGAGAAUGAUUACGAAGCCCAACGGGAAUCAAACAAAAUCAUUUCAGACCAUAAAUAUAAGCUGCAAAAGGCUGAACAGGAAAUCGCCAAUUUACAAUCGAGCUUAGCCCGUUCAGAGACCCAAGUUAUACGAUACAAAAGCACUGCGGAAGCUGCCGAAAAAGCAGAGGCAGAGUUAAAAGUCGAGCGCCGUAAGCUUCAACGCGAGCACCGGGAACUUUUGGAAAAGUUGGAAGAAGCUGAAACGUCAAACAACCAUUUGCUGAAGCGCCUCGAUAAGUUGAAAAAUGCAAAGAGUGCCAUUCUGAAGGACUUAUGAUCUAAGAUGGGAGUUGCCUGAUCGCAUCCGAUGACAUAGAAGACAGUACGACAUCAUGAACAUACAAAUGCUGCAAUUUUAAUAGCACUUCGUUAGCAGUUUAAUCGGACUUAGUGGUAGCAAAACGAUCAUUUUUGAAGGAUAAUCCAAACAAAAUACUCUACCUUAAAAAUAUAUUUAAAUAAAAUCUUAAACUAACGGAUAAUAAUUAACAUAAAUAAUGUCUAUAUGUAUAUUUAAAGCGCAAAAUAUAAGUAACAAUUCAAUUGGUUUAGCAGUGUG
Molecule: messenger RNA, 1637 nt
Organism: Drosophila ficusphila
Lineage: Eukaryota; Metazoa; Arthropoda; Insecta; Diptera; Drosophilidae
Product: leucine-rich repeat flightless-interacting protein 2
Exons: 7
Coding region: 165-1355 (396 amino acids)
Biological process (GO): regulation of DNA-templated transcription
Source: RefSeq, a predicted model, not a curated record